Molecule: messenger RNA, 932 nt
Organism: Nannospalax galili (Upper Galilee mountains blind mole rat)
Lineage: Eukaryota; Metazoa; Chordata; Mammalia; Rodentia; Spalacidae
Gene: Rgs10
Product: regulator of G protein signaling 10
Exons: 5
Coding region: 76-621 (181 amino acids)
Biological process (GO): regulation of G protein-coupled receptor signaling pathway
Molecular function (GO): GTPase activator activity; G-protein alpha-subunit binding
Source: RefSeq, a predicted model, not a curated record
CUCCUCCUAGUUCUCCUCGGGCUCAGCCACCGCGCCGCCGGGCUGCUCCUCCUUCCUCCUCCGGCACUCGCGGAGAUGUUCAACCGCGCUGUGAGCCGACUGAGCAGGAAGCGGCCGCCGUCAGACAUCCAUGACAGCGAUGGGAGUUCGAGCAGCAGCCACCAGGGCCACAAGAGCACAGCCAAGUGGGCUGCCUCCCUGGAGAGCCUGCUGGAAGACCCAGAAGGCGUGAAGAGAUUUAGGGAAUUUCUGAAAAAGGAAUUCAGUGAGGAAAAUGUCCUGUUUUGGCUAGCAUGUGAAGAUUUUAAGAAAACGCAGGAUAAGAACCAGAUGCAGGAAAAGGCCAAGGAGAUCUACAUGACCUUCCUGUCCAAUAAGGCCUCCUCACAAGUCAACGUGGAGGGGCAGUCUCGGCUCAAUGAGACGAUCUUGGAAGAGCCGCACCCUCUGAUGUUUCAGAAACUUCAGGACCAGAUCUUUAAUCUCAUGAAGUACGACAGUUACAGCCGCUUCUUAAAGUCUGAUUUGUUUUUGAAACAUAAGCGAACCGAGGAAGAGGAGGAAGAGCCACCUGAUGCUCAAACCGCAGCUAAACGAGCGUCCAGAAUUUACAACACAUGAGUCUCCAAGAACCAGGACGUUCACCUUCGCCCUCACAGAGCAGAGGGAUGGACACUUGGGACUGUGCAGGAUUGUCAUUGCUUUAUGUGUGAAGACGCAAGUGUGCAAGACCUUCCCACAGAAUAUGUGUAUUUUAUGUGUAUUUUCCCACAGAAUAUGUGUAACUGCUUGUCUAGUAAAUUUUGCAUGAUAGCUAAUCUUACAUUUUAAAAAGUAGCUUUGAAGUUUCAGUUCACAAAAAUUGAGAUCCCUUCAACACUGGAUACUUGGAGCAUUUUAAUCUUUAUUAAACUUCAUGUGAGGUCGCAAGG